This is a messenger RNA of Stylonychia lemnae, 5583 nucleotides long. Lineage: Eukaryota; Ciliophora; Spirotrichea; Sporadotrichida; Oxytrichidae. The record is from the annotation of a GenBank genome assembly.
AUGACUGAAAAUAAAUGGAAGAAUCUGGUCUAAUAGCAUAGUUGGCUUGACUUUAACAACCCUUAGAAUUUCACUUGUGAUAAUUACUUCGAAGAUGUUAGUAAUGAAGUUCCAUUAACAGAGCUAUAUAAAAUUGUUGAUACCUGCUAUGCGAAUGACAAUGGGCAAUUCAUAACUAUUUUACUCUCUGUCGAGAAUGAACAUUUGAGAGUUGGCUAUGAAGGUUGUAAAUAUGUCCUCUAAGUAUGGAACAAACUCAAGCAAAGAGUGUAUCAAUAGCCCUUAAAAGAAAGAUUAAAAUCUUGGAAUUCAAACAACAAAUACGUAAUUUUUGCAUAUAAGGAAUCAGCUGACCGUUAAUCAACAACAGCACUAUAUAAUAAACAAAUUUCCUACAGACACAGCAGAGAAUAUGUUUAAAUUAUCUUUCUUCUAGCAUAAAAUCAAAUAGUAAAAGUAAUGAACUUAGAGAAGACAGAUGAACUAGUAGCAGUGGAGUACUUCACCAAGAUCCUUUAUUGUUGCUAUAAAACCUAUAUCAAGGUGUUCUAUCUUGACUUUGCUUGGAAUGAAGAUCCAACCUAGCCAGUAUAUAUCGAUGCAGAAAAUCCAAGGACUCUUUAAAAGAUUGUUCCCUUAAAAAACUAUAGAAUACUCGGAAUGAAUGACUUCUUUGUUUUCUUAGAGACUGAAGACUUUCAAAUGACCACUAUAGAAAUUGCAGUCAGAUAGAUUUAACAGAAAAAUCCAUUAAAUGACUAAGAAUCUAUAGUAGUAGAUUUAGAGAUUGAUCUUCAUUCAAAAAGGGAGUUAUUACCUCGAAAAGAUAAUAAACAAAUUCAAUUCUUAGACAACGUCAAUAACGCAUAGGAUGAUGAGUUAAUCAAAACCUUGAAAUUAGAUAGCAUAACAAAAUACAGAGUAGUUUGGAAUAAAGAUCUUAUGUUUGCAAUGAGUCUUAGAGAAAAAUCUGGAGAGGUAGACUUGUACUGUGACUUCGUCAAAAAAGCGACUAUUAAAGAUCGGAAAAUAAAAGACAUUGCUUUAACUUUCACCUCUUUAUUCUUUUUACUUGAAGAUGAGACUAUUCUCUACUUCGAUCAUAACUUUGACAAUAAUAUAACUAUCAAUAAGGCAAGGUUAUAUCCAAAUUAAAACAUCGAGUUCUAAUCAAUUUUCAUAAAGACAGUUUAGAAUUAAGUCAAAAUAUUCAAGGGCUUUAACAUAUAGAGAACUGAUAAAUUGACGGCAGAAGUUUAUGUUUCUCAUGAUAGAUUUAUCUCAGUUUAUGACUUAAAUUAGAAAACAUGGGUUGUACAUUUCAACUAUCAACAUGAAAUCAUAUGUUAAAUGCUACUCUAAAGAGAAAUCGGCAGCUAUAUCGAUAUUAUAAUUCUAGAAAAUUCUUUGGUCUUUUAAGGCUUAUCAGGAAAAAGAGACUAAAUUUAUGUUGAAGUUGGAGAAGAUCAAAAACCAGCAAAGUUACCAAGUAAAGUUGUUUGCUUCACAAAUGACUUUAAUUAUACUAUGACAUAAUAUUUGGUGGUAGAUGUAAGUCUUCCUGCUUAGAGCCCUUUAUUCAAAUUAUAAUGCAUAGUUGGCUCGAGGAUUGACUAUAUUUCCAUGGUUCCACAAAACUAAAAGGAAUUUUCAGUUGUUAAAUUACUUGUCAAAGAUCAAAAAAAGGGAAAUGAAAAACCUUAGGUUAGAAUAUUAAUACAAACAUAAGAGGAUUUAAGUCUAUAUUUGGAAACUAUUGUCUAUGAUAAAUAAACAUAAAAUCCUUCAAGUGUUACUCUUUAACUCAUUAAAAAGUUUCAAAGCAUCAGAAAAGAGAUUAAAGGGAAAAUUCAUUCUGGGUAUGUUUAUGAUGAAAAAAAUAAUGGCUUUUUUAUCUUUGAUGAGGAGAACAUGUACUUUGUAACUAAUACUAAUGAUCAAGAGAAAAUAAUUACUUUCCAAGAUGUUUUUUGUGUAGGUAUUCAGCCUUACGGUUAAGACGAGCAAUUUUAUGCACUUUGCUAGGAAAGUAAAAGCUCAAAAAAUCCAGGACUUAGAUUUUUCAGCAUUGAUCAAAUAAGAGAGGCUAAAAAAUGCAUAAUGACUUUGAUCAAGAAUAUAGAAGUUGGUACUUUAGGCCUCAUUGCUUGGGAUGAAUCUUCCUAAAGAAUGGGUAUGAUGGUAUCUCAGACUAGUAUCAUAAUUUGCCCAAUGCUUCAUAGAACCGUCAAUAGAUUCUAAGGAGUACCUACAUUUGAAAGUGUCGACAUGGUCAACAUGAAAGACCACAAGCUUUUUAUAGUUUCUUAAGGUAAGAUCUUAACUUUUGACAUCUACAAUGGUAAAAAACUCGAUUCAUAUGAUCUAGAUGCUUAAAGUCUUGGUGUUGAUUUCAAAGAUUAUGUGCGCACAAUUAAUAAAAAGAAUUUAGGGAAAGUGUUAUUUGUUAGCAAAGUUCAAGAGAAUGACUAGAAUUUAUAUGAUUAAAGUCAAGAAUUUUAUAAAGAAAGAGAACUUAAUAUAGAGAAUCUAAGGACCUAUAAAGAUAGAGAAGGACUAAAAACUUACAAAUUCAUUUAUGCUGAGAUUAUGUCUGAAAAAGAGGUCAAGAUUCAUAUGGAGUUUUAUUUUUGCACCUACCAGCUUGAUUUGAAAUCAAAGAAUGAAAAACCAAUAUACAUUCAUAUUAGUGAUGACAUGAAUACAAUGAUAUGUUGCUUUUUCAACUAAAGAUAGUUUAUGUAUUCAAGAGUCUAGAAGACUGAUAGAUAAAUUGAGUGGAGAAGAAUAAAACAGUUUAUGAAAUUCCCAGAUAUACUAUUUUAGGAUCGUAAAUUCCUUGAAUUCUUUAGUCCUUGCCUUAAGAGAUAUAUAAUCUUCAAUAAUUAGAAUAAUUAGUUCCAAAUAAAGGACAAUUUCAACAAGGAAUUUGAGCUAAAUAUUCAUAGGGAUAUUCUGAGGCCAGAUUCAGAUGAGACGAAACUUAGAUAAGCAAUAAAUAGAAUACAGUGGAUUGACCUUAAUACCAUGAGAAUUCUCAAUGAAGAAGGCAUAGAAAAAAUCUACAAGAUAGAUGAUGUUAAGAAGGAAUUUAUACCUAUCAGCUAUAAUAAAAUACCAUUCUAUGGAAGGAUAUUAGAUAAAGAACUAGAUAGUUUAGAGAAUGAUUAAAGAUAUUACGAAUGGCAUGAUCACCCCUACUACAAACUGAGAUUUUACCUUUAAUUCGAAAUGCAAAAGCAAAGACUUCAAGUUCAGUAUCAGAAUUAUGUUAGUUCUUGCAGAUUUAGUAAAGAUCUAUCAUUUUACGACAUCUAGAAAGUGCUUUUCAAUUUUGACCAAGAUAGAAUCUAAUACUACUAGCAUAGUUUUACAUAUAUAAGUUGGUCUUUGAUUGAAUAGAUCUAGAAUGGAUCAUUACCUGUAGAAAUGAUAACUUAGAAGUAACUAGAAACCUUGACUUUAAAUAUUCUCCCAAAUGGAAACACAAUUUUUCAUGUUUUAUCAGAGAAGCCUCAUGAAUUAGUUAAGCUUAUGAGAGCUUGUCAUAAUGAAACAGAAAUCAUUCAUCACAUGCCUAUGAUUUAUAACUACCAAAAGAUGACACCUAUGCAUUUGCUUGAUAAAAAUGUUGAUAUUACGACUAUUAACGAUAUGCUUACUCAUCUAAGCCACUAUGACUUAGAUCAUCACUCUAGAGAAUUAAAAGAUGUAGUGCCGUAGUUUUUAAAAUAUGAACUACCGAUCCUACUAACUUACUUAGAUAGUAGAUUUAAGCAGACAGAGUAAAUCAAGGUACUUAACAGAGUGGUAUUAAAAGAUGAUGAUAAGACUAUAUUCCCUGAGGUAAUAGGCUACAGAGAUGAGGUAUUUUAAUAGAAGAUAUUGGAAACUGAUAGUGAUGCUAAAUAACAUUAAAGCAGUUUGAAAUUCGAGUACUUAGACUUACCCAUGAUAUUCUAAUAGGGAGAUCCAAAUUUUAAGGAAUUUUACAAUGAACUAUACUAUAUGUCAAACUAUGCAUUUUUUAAAAAUAGAGCAAUUACCAGCAUAAUAGAGUUCAAUUAUUAAAAUGUGAGAACAUAUUUGCUUAGCUUUUUAGUCAUUCCUUUUCUUAUGUUCCAUUUUUUGUUCGUAUUCUACACAAAUUUGGUUUAUGAACAUAGAUAUGAAAGGGAUUAUGUUAAUGCUAAUUGGACAAUGGCAAUAAUAAUAUUGGUGUUUGCUUUCUACUUCUUUAUUAUUGAAAUGAUUGAGUUAAUCAAACUAAAGUCUAACUACGUUAAUUCAGUUUGGAAUUACUUUGAUUUAAUUGCUCCUAGUUCUGUCAUUACAGUUUUGGUUUUGUAAUUCUUAGAAAUUCAUGAGAUAGAGAUAAAUCAAGAUUUUUCUAGAUGUAUUCUUGCUAUUGCUACAUUUUUUAUGUGGAUUAAAAUACUGUAGAUAUUUAGAAUAUUCAAAUCUACUGGAUAUCUCAUUAGAGCACUAAUUGAAGUAAUGGAUGAAAUGGGAAUAUUCUUGUUUAUUUUGCUUUUGACCUUGAUUACUUUUGGAGAUUCUUUCCUGAGAUUGUCUAAUGGUAACCCUGAAGAUGAGUAAUUCAUUGAGCACUUCUUUUUCGCUACUCUAUUUGCCUACAGAAUGAUAUUGGGAGAUUUUGAAACAACAGAAUUCGGUUAAGUAGGUCUUCCGUUAGUAUGGAUAUUCUUCGUCAUGUGUACAAUUUUAGUUACAAUUGUAAUGCUUAAUUUACUUAUUGCCAUAAUUUCUGAUGCUUAUUCAAUAGUUGCUGUGAACUCAGUAGCCGCUAUGUACUAAGAGAUGGCAUAUCUUAUUCAUGAGAAUUAGUACUUAGUCCCAAUAUAAGCAUAACUUAAGCAUGCUCAUAAAGACUCUUAUCUCGUUGUAAUUUCAAAUUUAGAAGGCUCUACAAAGAGAAGGGUUAAUCCUACAGUAAAUAAAAUUAACCAGCUAGAGAAAAAGUUAUUGAAUCAACUAACCGUUUUAAAAAAUUCAAAUACAAAAACCAUAGAAAAUUAGAACAAGAUUAAUGCCGAGAUCUACGAUAUUAAGUCUUCAUUGCAUUAAUUAUUGAAGAUUUAAGCUUAGUAAAAUAAACAUCAUUCAGAUGAAAUUUAAAAAACUCAGAUACUGUUCCACAAGCAUGGCUAUAGGAAAAUACUAUAUAAGGACUUAAAGGCAAUGAAUCUCGUCUUUUUAAGAGGUUGCUGCUAGAAAUUCCCUUCUCUGAAGGGUUGUUAGCUGCCUCAAUAGGAUGAAUAAAGUUUAUAUCGGACUGAUUCAAAUGAAACACUCUUCCAUUGUUACAAAUGUUCUUUUGAUGUGUGCUAAAAAUGCUAUAAAUUGAAUUUUGGGCCUCAUUAUCAUUCAUUGACUGAAGUCACUCUAAGAUAGAUUUAGAAAUUAAAUGGAUAUUAGGAUGGAUGGCAAUGUGAUAUGAGAUAUUAUAAAGGCUGUAUUAGAAAAGACGCCAAACCUUUUGAUGAUAAUGAGUAGGUUUAUUUAGAUGAUGCAUGCAAAGUAGUUUAUUGCCAUGAAUGCAUAUUCUAAUAUGGGGUGUGA